Xyrichtys novacula (pearly razorfish) is the source of this 5805-nucleotide messenger RNA. NCBI's taxonomy places the organism in Eukaryota, Metazoa, Chordata, Actinopteri, Labriformes, Labridae. The record is from the annotation of a GenBank genome assembly.
CUCUCUUACUCACUCGUCCAGGCGGUCUAAAACUCCCCUGUUACCCGACACGCAACACAUUCAGCAGACUGUAGCAGCGACAGAAGCUCCUCCUUUUCAUCACAUCUGGAGCAGUGAAAGAAAAGGGAGGAACACACUGACAACUCUAGUUCUUUGUAUCAUUGGAUAUACAGUCUCAGACUUCAGUGAGUAAGAGCAAGCUUUUUUUUUUUAAAGCUAAAACUCCUUCACGUAACUCUGGACUGCUGGUUUCCUGAACACACCCAGGACUGCACUGACGCUUCCCUGCUCAGAGUCAAACUUCAACUAUCCAUCACCACUGAAAGACCGCACCUUUAAACUGCAGGUAAGUUUUGUUUACCUUCCUGCUCUGUUUGCUUGUAACUGUACCAAAUGCUCUACUUUUUCAACUAAUGUAGGAUCAGGAAAAAAAAAACUCAGACACGUGUUUUUUCCCCACAAAGCUCUGCUACAGGUCAGGCCUGAGAGGGCGUAUAUUUGGAGAGAGUUUGUCUUUGUUUAAUACCAAAACAAGUAACUCUGUUUGUUUUUAACUGACACACGCUCAUACUCGUGACAUGCAGCCACAUCUACCUUAUGGGCACACUUCCUUAUUAAGUCAAUGCCUUUUACUUCCCAUCCCUGAAUAACUGUAAGCAUCCCCACAUGUCUAAACUUGCAGAUCCAAUCGUUAUCAACACGCACCAGAAUUCCUCCUCCUGAAUCAUGUGCAAAUGAGUUGAAAGCACAGCAGGAGGCGUUGUUAACAUAAGUCUAUAGAAAGGGAAUAUUUUCCCAUGUGACAUGACUGACGGCUGUCAGCUCAACUUUUUUUACAAGGUGUCAGUCUUGUUACAUAACGUCUCAUACAAGUCAGAGCAGCUUUUCACUUCACUAAUGAAAGAGCUAUCCCCAGACAUUUGAUUGUGUUUCAUACCUGUUUUCCUCAUCUCCUGUUUGACGUAGUUCCUCUUAGAGCUGUCAUCACAUCUUGAAAUUCAAUCCACAUCUGAGCAUCUGUGAUCUUCUCUGCUCCCCAUCUUUCCUGUCAUUAAUUUAAAAAAAACAACACACAACUUAAAAGUUAUUUGAGACCCCUACUUUGCCACUUUAAGUCAAGUUUCCUAAGUUUGCUAACUGGAAAGUCAGUAAUUGGUGUGUUUCUACGCCAUGUAUAAAAAUGUUCCAGAUUCCACAUUAGAUCAUGCAGGCUGCAAACAGCCUUUAAGGAGAAAAAUGCUGGUUUGUGUCAGUGUGGCUGUUAAUGAAUGCUUUUCACUUUCCAGUGUUUCACAUCCUAAAUUUCUUCUGCUUCAGCACCAGUUCACUGAACCUCUCUCAGUUCACACUUCUGUGUCUGGGCUGCUUUGUAGCUUAUCUACAUAAAAUGAUAAACUCCUGCAUGCCGGGAAAGAACAACUUUUAAAUAGUGCAAAAUAACAUGAGAGCCCUGAUGAAUUGAGUCAAUAAGCAGAGGUAAAGCCAGAUUUGGUUGUAAUAUUAUAGAUUUUGUUCAGACAUUUAUCAGGUGUCAGGUGUAAGGAAGUCUUGUUAAAAGCUUGGCCUCCGCAGUAUGGUCUAUUUUGACUCUCUUCAAAAGAACAGGAAAGUGUGUUCAAAGAUAAGAGAAACAACACAACAGUUUUGACAACUAUCUGACCCUGAUGGAGCUGAAACUAUCUCUACGACACAUUACUUUCCCUGUAAAACAAUUCAGACUAAAAAGGACAGCCCACAGACGUGAUCAAGAAUGAGGCAGACAGGCAGGGAGUACAUGGUGUGAGUAAGGGGCAGGAAGGUAGGAGGAUUUGGUUGGUCAGGAAUGUGGAUGUUGAUCCUGGAGAAUGGACUGGGAGGGUCAAACUGGAAACAAACAGGGAAAAAAUGGAUGGAUGCCAAAUUCUUCAACACCCCAACAUUAAAAAGACUCAUCUAUAUAGUCAUGCUUUCAAAUUGAUUCUCCGUUGGCUGCACUGAGUACAAGGAAGAGUGAUUUUUAGCCCUUAUUAACAAAAAAAAUCCCUUUUUCCUCCCUUUCUCUUUUUUUCUUGCUGUGUUGGCUACACACUCCUUUGCAAAAACCACAGAGAACUGGCAGUAGCAGAAUAACAGUCUCUGGGCUGGGUUGACAAGGCCAAAAUUAAAGGCACCCGGACUUAGCUUUCUGGUCAAUGUACAAGAAAGAUAACUGGCUAGAGGAUUUUAUUGGAUGCUUAAUCACUGUAUCCCUAAUUCAAUUGCAUUUUGGUCUAGUUUAACACAUUAAUCAACCAGGUCAAAAGAAUAACAUUAAAGUUUAUGCCUUCAAUAAUAUGGCUGAAAUACGCCUUCUGCCAAGGUUUCUGUCCUGUAGCAAAAAGAACAACAUAUUGUAUCCGUAGUGAUGAACCCUGAUAAAAAUGAAAAUUCUGUAUUGUUUCUUUGUUUUCUUUUUGAUAAAGGAUGCCACUAGGAGGAGGGAACAAAUGCGGCUGCUGUCAGAAGACAGUUUACUUUGCAGAGGAAGUACUCUGCGAUGGGCGGAGCUUCCACAAGUCCUGCUUCCUGUGCAGUGAGUCAAGUUUUUGCUGCUUCCUGUCAUUGAGAAAAGUGUCAAACUUUGACACGUCACUUGUAUUUAUGACAAUGCGAGUGCAGCCUUGACUGCUAAUGUGAGCUGAUUAAGAUUUUGUUAAGGUAGAUAACAGCACCUAUUAUGAACUUUUGAUUGCUUGAUUCAAAAAAGAAUGAUGUUUUUUUUCCAUACUGUUAUUAUCCCUCUAUAUUUUAUCUCUAAUUUAAAGAAGUGCAGUAGUUUUAAUUCUUAUAAUGUGCAACAUCACAUCUCUGAUGUUUUGGCAUUAUCCCUUUAGAAUACUAAAAUCACAGCAGCAGUACAAAAAGCUCUACAUGUACCAACAGUAAAAAUGUACACAAUAACACACAUCUCUCUGCCUUAACUUGAAAACUAUGUAGGUUGAUGAGAUCUGAGUUAUUUGAGUUCCUGUGCUGUAAUGAAACAUUCCUGUGAAGGAAUUCAGAUGAGAACAUUUUUCUUCAAUAGAACUGUUCCAUAAAAGGAAAGUUAAGAGCCUAUCCAAACACAUGAACAUGUGCACAAAUAUGCAAAACAAUAAUACGCCUUCAUGUGUCUGUGGGUGUGUGUUUGUGUGUGUGUGUGUGUGUGUUUGUGAAUGUGCUUAUUAAGUGGUUUGUAGGAAGAGCUUGGACAGCACAACUGUUGCUGUUCAUGGAGAUGAGGUGUACUGCAAGUCAUGCUAUGGCAAGAAGUAUGGGCCAAAAGGCUAUGGUUACGGCCAGGGAGCGGGAACCCUUAGCAUGGACAAGGGAGAGGCUCUGGGUAUCAAGACUGAAGAGUGAGUACCAUCUCGACACACACUUUUCUGAGUUUUAUUUUCAGCCUUUUAUCAAUCUUUUGUUUUGUCUUUCUGUCAGAGCUGCCCCUCAUCGCCCUACCACAAACCCAAACCCAUCCAAGGUGGCUCAGAAGUUCGGAGGGGCAGACAAGUGCCAUCGCUGUGGCAAGUCUGUCUACGCUGCAGAGAAAGUGAUUGGAGCUGGGAGUGUAAGAAAAAGUAAAAAAGAUAUGAGAGUUAGAGUCAAUUUGAAAACACUACUUUUUAAAAACUGAUGUUUUUUACUUGCAGUCGUGGCAUAAGAUUGGAUGUUUCACAUGUGCAACAUGUGGGAAAAGCCUUGAGUCAACCACGCUAGCUGACAAGGAUGGAGAGAUUUAUUGCAAAGGUAAUUGACUUAAUAUCUUCACUUAUGAGUUCAAGUAAAAACAUAUUUCCAUAUAUAUCCAUAUAUUAUAUUUCCAUAUAAUUACAAAAACACAACACUUGGGACUGCACAAGCAUUGUCCAUAGACUUUUUUAUCUAUGUUUAGAUGUCAGAAGCCUCAUAAAAUCUGUCUGCAGUUAAAAAAUGUCUCGAAAAGUUGAUAAAUUGUGCAACAAGUUCAACACUUUGGGUGACAAUGUUUUGCAAUAUAAACCAGGCAGAUUGACUCAUACUUUUCCUUUUAAGCUGCAUUUUUUUGAAAACACAACCUAGGUCACAAAUUUUAUCAAACGGACGGAAUACAAAAACAGAGUGGCCUUUGUUUGAAGACUGAUUGCUCAACCUUGGUAGAUAGUUUAGUUGAGACAUGCCUUUAACUGUAAGAGUUAUAAUAACCAUAAGAUUACAGCAGAGGGCGCUCUCACACAGAAUAUACAGUAUACUCUAAUACUCAACACUGAGGCUUUUUCUGAUUGGUUAACAACAUAAAUUAUAGAAUUUAUUCAAGUGCUCCAGUUCAAGCACUUUAAAAUUAGGCAUACUCACUCCCUUGGACACCAUGGCCCAUGUGUACACUUGAUGUUGCCCUUUUUGAUGUUUUUAUUUAUACCUGCGAGGGCUAAAUCGCCAAUGAUGUCAGUUUAAGAUACCUAUGAAAACAGUUAGCAAUAUAAAACUAAUUAAGCACUUACAGGAAGUAAAUAAAAUAAACUAGCAAAGUACACAGCAGCAGAAUAAGAAGGUGCAGUCAUUAGCAGUGCUAGGUGUUAGGUGUGUGGCGGCUAAAGGUGAAGUGUGAACAAAAGAGCACCUUAGACUGCUUUGUGCUUCUCCAGUCAGAUCAUCGCACUUAACUUUGCAUGUCAAAGCAUGUCAAAACUUAAACCCACAGGUGUAAUUACUAGUAUUAGUAAUAAUGACUGUACUCCAGUUUGGUGAUCCUGAUCAAAGCUGCAGUCAGCUGAGCUUCAUACUGUAAGUUGCUGUUUCACUGAGGUUGCUUCCACCAGCAAACAACAGUCAUCCUGAAUGAAGGCUUAACAUUUAUGCUAUUUCUAAGUCAGUAUGUUUGCUGAAACUAUUAUAUGAACUUCUAUAGGCUCUCCUUUUACAUGAAGACAAUACCUACCAUCAGUAACAUUACACACGCCUUGACUUUCUAAUGCAACCUACCUGUUCCGAUUGAUUCACUGAUAAUAAUAAUGUUAACAGCUGGUCAGUGUUUGGUUUUCACAUGGCUCACUAUUAGUAAGCAAAUGUUAAUUGGCCAACAAACCAGCCCUGAGCCACUGGUGACACUUGUUUUAAUCUGAAUUUAGUUCAUGUCCUUGGCUCAAAUGACAGGCAGGGGAAAACUUAUAUGAAUGACAUGUUUACUUUAAGUUUGUGACUUUACCUUUCUUUCCAACAGCCUGCUACGGCAAAAGCUUUGGUCCCAAAGGAUUUGGAUAUGGACUGGGGGCCGGGGCAUUGUCGCACACUAAGUGAAGACUGCUGAGAUCUCCAGUCCAGUAACAGUGUUUCAAGGAUACUGCACUUCAAUCUUUUACCUGCAGAGGGCAGAGUGUUUAAAUUACAAAUGCACUUUAUGAAUAAAAAGACACAUUUUUAAUCUUACAAAGGAAAUUUACAACCAUGUUAUUCACAAACAGGGCGAAACAGUGGUUAUUUCAAGUACAGGAUUAGUUGCUGUUUCUAACACAUUUAACAUAAAUUUUCCAAAAUUCUGUUUCAAUUUAGUUUGUGGUUUUCUUUGUUUUCAUUGUAAGGCUGUUCAUUUUCUCUACAAAAAUAAUUUGUUUUGAUAUAAUGUGCAUGUGUGUUAAAUUAUAACGUGGCAAAAAAUCAAAUUCUUAUUUCUGGCUUCUCAUUGGUACAGCAAGGAAUUACAAUAACAUGGGACAACCUCUGUAUGUGUUUCUACACUUUUAAGUAGUGUGCUGGGGGUGGGGUGAGGGGAUGCCUAAAAGAUGUGCCCUCUUGGAUGUCCCUGAUGUAAAUAAAACAUUAUGAAACCCCUUC